AUGGCAGGUACAGCAAUCCGACAACAUGCCGCAGCCCACUCCUUCCACCUCAUCGACUUGGACCAACUUGACGACUCACAACCCCUCACACCAAAGGAUACCUCAUACACCAGUCACGAGGCCUACACAAGCCACGAACCGCGCCCCUCAACCACCUUCCCACACACACUACCACCGAGCUGCACAGACAACUCGGCAGACCUCAUCCACCUCGGCAGUUCGGACACGACUCUGCGAGAUCUCGCCUACUCGCCCAGCAGCCCGCCAGACUACCCCGUUCACGACUUCCUUCUCUCGGGGUACGGAUACGACCCGCUCCGUCCCAGCGACUCGUCACCGAUCCAUAACCCCCGCACGCCGUCGCCUUUCCCCUCUUCAGACAUCGGCCGCGAAGUCUUGACUUUCGACUACCCCCUCUCUCCUCCACCACCGCUCAUCAUGGCGACUCAGACCAUCACCUCUACCUGGGAGCAGGGCGGCGCGCGCCCUAACCCGCUCAACGCCGCCGACGCCCCGUUUGAGCGGUACCGCGCCUUGCCAUCGCCCCGGCUAUCGACCCCUGCGGCGGUCGUGCGCUCGGAGCAGACCGACAAGCUGCAACAGGCGAUCAUGGCCUCUUGGCGCGGGAGUGAGCCAGGCCCGGAGCGGACAGCGGCGAUCGUCGCCCUGCUCGCGCGGCUCACGGCGCUGGUGAACCGCCAUUCGUACGUGGACAACCCGCGUGGCAACCGGUACCGCGUCGACGUGUUCGGCAGCGUCAGCUGGGGCGGGGAGACGAAGAAGAGCAGCGACCUGGACUUGGUGAUUGUCGACACGCGCCUCCUGCAGGGGUACAUUCCGUCACUUUGGAAGGUGCCCGUCGGCGGGCAGUCGCUCGGCAGCUCACGCGGCUCGCGUACCCCUCAAAACGACAAGGUUCCGCUCAUCUACGACAUGUACUGGCUCGCGAACAAGCUGCGGAAUACGCCAGGCUAUUCAGAGGUCACGCCGAUCACCAAGGCGAACACCCCCAUUGUCAAGUUCAAAACUGGCGGUCUGGAGUGCGACAUCAACUGCAACGACAUGGGCGGGUGGUACAACUCGCUGCUGAUCCAGGCGUAUGCGCGUGUGUCGCCAUACGUCUUCAGACCCAUGAUCCACGCGCUUAAGAAGUGGGCAGCGGUGCAUAAUCUCAACGACUAUACAGUACGGAGCAAGACACCGACGACCAUGUCGUCCUACUGCCUCACACUCAUGGCGAUUGCGUACCUGCAGAAGAUUGAGGCGCUGCCAAAUCUCCAGAAGGGCGUCGUCGUGCCGCCAGAAUGCGACCCCACCGACCUGAGACAGAGGGACGCGAUCUGGAUCUCGUGGGGCAGAGAGCAGGGCCAGCUCGCGCAUAUCUGGUUCAGGCAGGAGGCGCCGGCCGGCUGGACGACAAAACACCCGCACUUGACGGCCGCGCAGGCCGUGUUUGGCUUCUUCCGCUACUACUGUGGGCAGCGGGGCGAGAGGGAUGUGUUCGACCCGCGGACGCAGUUUGUGUCUGUCCUCAACGGCGGCAUCCUGAUCCGCCCGCACCCUCAAAACACGCUCACCCGCGAGCGCCAGGACUUUCGCCAGCGAAUGGACCCCAAUACGUCGAGGGAGGAGGUGGUACGCGCAAUGGCCGAAUAUGACUACGAGAUCGACAGCCAAGAGAAGUACAUGGGCACGGCGGCGGGCAAGAUCGCCCCGCGCAAGUGGGACGAGAAGCGUCUCGUCGUUCAGGACCCGUUCAUCUGGGACAAGAACUGUGCGGCGGGCAUGUCAAAGGAGGGGCUGGACCGCUUCUUUAAAACCGCGGUCGCCAGCUACCGCCUGCUCGAGGACGCCGACACGUCGCUCACCGACCUUCUCGCGCUCAAGGUGUAG
Vanrija pseudolonga is the source of this 1893-nucleotide messenger RNA. RefSeq names its product Poly(A) RNA polymerase GLD2 (gene Papd4). The transcript is spliced from 4 exons. The record is from RefSeq and is a predicted model, not a curated record. Lineage: Eukaryota; Fungi; Basidiomycota; Tremellomycetes; Trichosporonales; Trichosporonaceae. Gene Ontology annotation, molecular function: nucleotidyltransferase activity. Gene Ontology annotation, biological process: RNA 3'-end processing. The coding region runs from base 1 to 1893 and encodes 630 amino acids.